Guyanagaster necrorhizus is the source of this 5190-nucleotide messenger RNA. RefSeq lists its product as uncharacterized. Gene Ontology annotation, biological process: regulation of ARF protein signal transduction. The transcript is spliced from 2 exons. Lineage: Eukaryota; Fungi; Basidiomycota; Agaricomycetes; Agaricales; Physalacriaceae. The record is from RefSeq and is a predicted model, not a curated record. The coding region runs from base 1 to 5190 and encodes 1729 amino acids. Gene Ontology annotation, molecular function: guanyl-nucleotide exchange factor activity.
AUGUUAGCUCCAUAUAUGGAAACCACGUGGUUCUGCAUUUUCAGGCCCCUUGUAAUUGCAGUCGCUCCUGGUCGCGGUCGUCCUUCUCACCCAACCGUCAACGUUCCCCUUCAACCUCGUUUUCUGUCGAUAUAUCCGGCGUUUUUUCAUUCUGGAUUCGGUGAAUUGGAGCUUAACCCAGGUCUGUUCAUCUCCAUGGGCCUCUGUUCCUCUGACUCGCCUAUAUUGAUCAAAGCACUUGCUAGUAGCUUUCCAACGACUCCUGGGCAUCCAAUGGAAAACGAAAAUGCAGCUGUUCCAGAUCCGAGAGAGCAGCGGAAGCUGGCGGUCGCCAAACUGAAACGCGCAGCAUCCCUGCCGCGGAUAGAAGGCGGACGACGCCCUCGGAUGCACACAGAGGCCGUCAGCGAGGGAGAGAAGGUGCAGGAUAGCAGAGACCAAACGCCGGAUAUUGAUACGCCACCUCCGGAGAUCAUAGAGCCAGAGGUGCCGCCAGUUGAAGUCGACGCGCAAAUCCAAGAACCACCGGUAGAAGAGAAUGUGGAAGCAGAAGAAGUGGAGGAGGUCACCGUCGCUCGACCAUCAUCCCGUUCGGGCCGUCGUUCACGCUCACGGCGGCGGUCUUCACGAGGCUCCAAAGAUUUGAAGGCAAUGAAGGCUAGAAAUAUGCAGACGCCAACGCCUACUCAUGGUGACUCUUCCCCAGAACUUGGUGUAAUAGGCUUAAGUCCUGUCGAUGCCCCAGCGAUACCUCCUUCUCCAGUACCCUUUGCCAGUCCUUUGUUACGAACGCGUCUGCUCAGGUCGCCCACUCCCAAUGACAGACCGAGUGCGCCACCGACACCACUUCUACCAUCCCUGGAAGAUAUUCAGCAGCGGAAGGGACUCCAGCUGCAGCGGUCGCAUAGCGCCAUCGGCAGGCAAACAGCAAUGCACAAACUCACUGGGGGGACCGAUGUCUAUGAUCCUUCCCUGUCUCCGUCUCCCACACCGCCUUCAUUAUCGGCAAAACUUCGUCGUAACCUAACAGUUACUGGAGACGAGCGACUCACUGCAGAGCGUACCCUUGUCCGCAAACAGUUACUUGACGUCCUGGCUCCGAGAUUCACUAAAGAAGCGGAUGCCGAGGUAAUCAGUGGUGAGGAUCGUUCAGCGGCUACACCUUCACCUACAAGCAAACGGAGGCGACGUAGAAAGCGUUCCUCGACGAAUACCCCUAUUCCUAAUGCUGGUGUCUCUGAUUCUGAGUACCUCACAACUUCAACGAAUACUCCUAUUCCCCCACCGACGCCACUGCCACCCACCCUGCCUCCUACACCAUUACCUCAAACUCCCCAACCACAUCUAGACAUAUUGCCUGAUGUCAGGGCGAGGUCCGCGACUCCAAAUCAUUUUCCCAGUACUAGCGCAAGCCCGGAACAGAUGAGGUCAUCCCCUCUCCUUACUCUGGAAGAAGAGCCUCGGACAGAGCAGGAUCGACCGGAGCCUGCAAGGAGGAGAAGUGUUGUCGUUGAAGAGGAAGAGGAUGAACGAUCACCAAUGUUAUUUCAGUAUCCCGGUCUUCCUCCAAGCCCACCCGAACCGACACCAAUUAACGGAUCCCCUUUACGAGUUCCACAUAGUUCGGACGGGCCAUCGACUGUGUCAACGGAAUCUGCACACACAGGGGUUCUUGGUGUACCUAUCUACCUUAGCCAUAGGACGCCUUCGAAGCUGGACACAUUUCCGAGCAGCCCAUACUCGACGCCUAAUCAAGAAAGAUCUCGCCGUGAAGAUGACGAGGAAGAAGUCCUGUAUCCUGCCGAUACAUAUCGUCUUCGAUCACCCUAUGACGAUGGUUAUGGUCGUGAGAUCAGUUGGAUUGCCUCUCCAGUUCCAGAAAUCCGCAUGCCAAUUGACGACGACGACGAUGACAUAGACCGAGAGGAAGAUGAUGAACUGGACUUUGAGGAUCGGCCCCCAUCAAGAACCUCUGUACCAAUCUUGCAGCAGGACGCCUAUGAUUCAUCUCCCCGCGCAUCGUCAGAUUCACAAAAUGUCGUUAUUGAAUCCGAAACGUCACCAGACACGACACCGUCUCAGGCUCCACCGUCGCCGCCUUCGUCAAUGGCUGCUCUCUCUACUUCCCUAACGCGUGCGAGCGAUGAGUCUAUUUCCGCCCAGGCAUUCCCGUUGCGGUUGUCUGUGGCAUCGCCUGUGCAAGGAGACCGUUCACCUCUCACAGACUUCAUGGAUUUGGAUGAUCGGAUAUUGGGUACUGAUGCAUCGAAACGCAAUGGUGGAGAUACGGCCUCAACCAGCACUUGGGAGAAAAUCAAAAGCUUUACUAGGUCUGGCUCUAGUAGCGGACGUCGUUCACGGACCAAUAGUAUUGGGGCACGGGAACGUCGGGAUCAUACAGAUUCCAGCAUUAGCCGUGAAAGUGGGGUGAGUCUUAACAGCGGCAGGAUGGACAAGCACGAUGGGAGUACAUUUGCCUUGCAACAGUCUCAAGUCAUGCAGUCACCUCCUGCUUCGGCUUCGGUGCCUUUAUUGACAACUCCUUCCGUGUCGCCUGUUCCUCUUGCUUCGGGUCUUGACUACCCCCAGUAUCAGAGCUCCAAGUUGUUCCCAUUCCCAGGCAUGAGGAAGCUGGAAGAGCAGCGCCGAGCUAAAGGCAGGAUUAGUGGCUCUUCAUCCACGCCAGAUGUCAGUAUUCUAGGCAGCGGGAUUGAGGAAGAACAGGUCCCCAUGUCAGCCAAAUCUUUGAAUGCACUUCAAGGUGUUGAACUGAGUGCCGAGUACAGGAUUGGACACCAAACGUCUGAUACAGCUAUGCGAUAUCAAUACCUCAAUUCACCUCCCAUUGCGUCUUCGUCAAGUCAGCAGGAUUAUUUCAAUAUUCCUUCUGCCGGAUCUAGCACAUCAAAGUUGCCUAUGACGCUGCCGGCUGUACGGAAAUGGUUGAACACCAAAAGGUCAAAGUUUUCCUCCCCGUCGUCUUCCCCCGGGGAUGGUGCAUCGAAGAAGGCCUCUUUCUCCGAUCUACUUCGUAUUAGGAAAGACAAUGAGAUAGUAACUGACCACGAAGAAUCGCUUACCAGUGGAACGGCAAGUACUCUUGUCGGUAAAUCAUCAUCGACCUUCCCCACUACUGUGUCUCCUCAGGAAGUUUCGUCCCUUUCUCCUUCGCCUCGGAUGGGGCACACAGAAAGUGAAGAAACCCCAAAGGCGAAGAAGGUUGUUCCUGCAUCAGAAACAAGUGACGACUUGUCCCCCAUUUCUCCGCCGUUACUCUCACAUAGUAGUAGUAACAUCAUUUCUUCGCCUCCUGAUCUGCUGUCCCCAACUCCUGACCUUUCAUCCUCAUUGAGUGAGUACCCGGCUCAUUCUAUAUCUUCGACAUCCUCCAUAUCAUCAUCACACUACUCUUCAGCCGACGCUUCUGGACCCCAAGGCCCUAUUGUCCUAGAACAAUUGGAUGAGAAUUUGGCUCGGGGCUCGCGAAGUCCGAUGUGGGCAGCUGCUAUCGAGGAGCCUGCCCGAAAACUCCUCAUAUCAUCCCCUGUUCUACAAGUGGUGAACGCCAAUACGGUUAAGGAUCGCUUCCUCUUCCUGUUCAACGACAUUCUCGUUAUUGCGAAGCCAGUCAUCCAGGAUGAAGAUAUUGACAGGCCUACCGUCGACAAGACUUUUACGGUCAAGAGCGUCGUUAUGUUGCAACAGCUCCGUUUCAGCGGCGAUCGGACAGAAACGCAGUCGAAGUCUAGCUAUGCUGUACCUCCUAGGAACCCCAUUCUUCGGACAUUCAUACAUCAGUUCAGCAAAGACCCCGACCAGGCGAUCUCUAAUCUAUUUUCUAAAUCGGGAAUACCCGACGACCCUGUUUUCUUGGGUCAGUUGCUUUUCAGAACAAUGGAGCUUGACCGGAAACAGCUUGGCGAAUACUUGUCUCGGAGGACAUCGAAAUUUGUACUGAAAAGCUUUCUCGAUAGCUUCGGGUUUGUGGGUUUGAGGUUGGACAGGGCACUUCGCGCGUUUCUUUUCUCCAUAAACGUCUCGUCUAGAUCCAGCCUUGACUAUCUUGCUGACGCUUUCGCAAUUCGGUGGUACGAGGCCAACGCUGCCAUCGUUGCCUAUGACAGAGAUCUCGCGCAAAGUUUCGUCCGUGCAAUCAUUCAAAUGAAUGAUAUUGUACAUGGAGGGAUCUCGCAAGAGCCUGGCCCUACAGGACCUUUCCGACAACAAGUCAGCUGCCGCGAGUUCAUCGAAGCUUUUCGACGCGUUGAUAUCCGUUGUUUCGUAUCUGAUGAGGUCCUGAAACAAGUUUUUGACGCGACGAUGCGGGAACACCUUUCCAUGGCUCGUCCAUCGGGUUCGUUGGACUGCACGAUAAACGUUAAGCGCCCGCUGCCAGCACGAUUGACUUACAGACGGCAAUCUGAGCCAGUUGUUCUUCGUCUGCCUCAAGCCGACCCCAACUUGAGCCUCCAUCUUUACGGGGAAGGGCUGGUCUUUGAUCCACCCGUUUUGACGUUUGCCAAGUCAUCUGAGGCCUCUUUCCGUGUGACGGGUGUCUCGCUUGGACCCAAGACAAUGCUCAUGUAUCGGUCGGGUGCGAACGCGGUGAGAUACAGUGGGCUCCCGCUCAGCAACACUGUCAUUGUGGAGAGAGCAUUUAUGCGCAAUACGUUCCAGGUUGCCUUUAAAAACCACCAUGGACUUAAGAGGCGGUAUAUGUUCAGUGUGGACGAUCCGGUGAAAAAGCAUCAAUGGGUAGCAGAGUUGCGCAGACGGUGUGAUGAUGUCUCAUCUUCACAGACAUCGGGAACAGGGACGUUCCAUUGGGCGACGGAGGUGAUGGCUUUCAGGGUGUUGCAGGAGACGCUAGUUGAGCCGGCGGCUGGUCCUAUUGCCAAGAUCCAUAAGGCAAUGGAAAAGCUGAGCGGAACAAGGAAGCCUAAGCUGGAGAGCAUGCAUGUCAGGUCCAAGUCGCGUAGCCAAGUGUAUCAUCGACAUGGGGCGGGCAGAAAUGAGCUGGACCUGUCUAGCGGACAGAUUAGCACCGAUGCGGCAGAGGAAGAUGCCAGCGGAGAUGACCAUCCUGUGUGGACGGGCCGCGAUUUGGAGAUGCAGUGUUUGCAAAACAGCUCAAUUGCUUUGGUGUUGUCGUAUCUGCAGGUGGGAGCGCCUGCUCCAGGGGUAUCAUGA